AUGACAGCCCAGGUUCGUCAGAAUUAUUCCACCAAAGUGGAGGCUGCUGUGAACCGCCUGGUCAACAUGCACCUGUGGGCCUCCUACACAUACCUGUCACUGGGCUACUAUUUUGAUCGGGAUGACAUGGCUCUAGACGGUGUAGGCCACUUCUUCCAUGAAUUGGCCAAGGAGAAGUGCAAGGGCGCUGAGCGUCUCCUCAAGUUGCAGAAUGAUCGCGGAGGUCAUGCACUCUUUCGGGAUGUGCAGAAGCCAUGUCAAGAUGAGUGGGGUAAAACCCAUGAGGCCAUGGAAGCUGCCCUGGCUUUGGAGAAGAACUUGAACCAGGCCCUCUUGGAUCUUCAUUCCUUGGGCUCUGCUCACACAGAUCCUCAUCUCUGUGACUUCCUUGAAAACCAUUUCCUAGAUAAGGAGGUGAAGGUCAUCAAGAAGAUGGGCAACCACCUGACCAACCUCCACAGGUUGGUUUCUGGGCCCCAGGCAUCUCUGGGCGAGUACCUUUUUGAGCGGCUCACUCUCAAGCAUGACUAGGAGGCCUCUCCUUCCAAGGGGCUCCCACCU
Messenger RNA from Myodes glareolus (Bank vole), 561 nucleotides. RefSeq names its product ferritin light chain-like. NCBI's taxonomy places the organism in Eukaryota, Metazoa, Chordata, Mammalia, Rodentia, Cricetidae. Gene Ontology annotation, cellular component: cytoplasm. The record is from RefSeq and is a predicted model, not a curated record. Gene Ontology annotation, molecular function: ferrous iron binding; ferric iron binding. Gene Ontology annotation, biological process: iron ion transport; intracellular iron ion homeostasis.